AUGAAGUCUGUUAAUAACAAAUUUUCCAUGUCCCAUGCUUACAGAGUCGUGGUGGUAUCUAACUAUACACAGACGUUGAAUAUAUUACAAGAAGUGUGCAAACAUUGUGGAUAUUCCUAUACUAGACUUGAUGGCAGCACCCCUGUCUCCCAGAGGCAACAGAUUGUCGAUAGCUUCAAUAGUAAAUUUUGCCCAGCCUUUAUCUUUCUGUUAAGUUCAAAGGCUGGUGGUGUAGGUUUGAACCUUGUCGGAGCAUCUCAUUUAAUCCUGUAUGAUAUUGACUGGAAUCCAGCAACUGAUAUUCAGGCAAUGGCCAGAGUCUGGAGAGAUGGACAGAGGCAUACAGUGCACAUUUACAGACUACUCACUACAGGCACAAUAGAGGAGAAGAUCUAUCAGAGACAGAUCAGUAAGCAGGGCCUCUCUGGGGCAGUGGUAGACUUUUCCAAGGGAUCUGAGCACAUCCGUUUUUCUAUUGAAGAACUUAGAAACCUCUUUACGUUGCAUGAAGAUUCCAACUGCGUGACCCAUGAUUUGCUGGAGUGUAAUUGUAUGGGAAAGAAAGAUAAUCAAGGUUGUCCUGUAGAAGAAGACUGCCAGAGUAGCCAAAGUGAUGUGAAAUCCAAAAAGUCUCUAUCUAUGUCACAGCUGAUGCAAUGGAAACACUUUUGUGUGGAUCACAAAAAUCUCCCUGAUCCCUUCCUUGACAGGAUAAAAGACAACAUUACAUUCAUUUUCCAAAACAUGACCAGUUGAGGGCAAGUUAGCUUCUCCUUAGUCACAGUGAGCUUGUAUUCAUUAGGAUAUUAUCGUUUUUUUAAUGGUGGCAGCAGCAUUAUUAAUAAUAGGAUUACUGAGGAUAAAGAGCAUAUAUCAAGGCUGACACUGUAUUAUUCUUUUAAUCCUUAAGAUAAACCAGGGGAAAAUAUUCUUUGCUACCACUUAUUCUCACAAUAUCACCUCAUUAUAACAAUUUUGCAAUAAAUUAUACUUUAAUCUAACCUAUCCAAGACACUUUCUUAAACUGAGAAAGAGGCUUUCUUUCAAUCAUGGUUGCUUUCCUCCUUCAUCAAUAAAUAAGCUUGGAUUUGUUCUCAGAAUUGGUAUGUCAAAGAAGAUAUAUUGCAUGAUAUAGUUAUGAGAUUAUUAUAUUUUCUAAAUAGUGGGAAAGCACUAUUUUCUUCUUAGGUGAAGAAAUAUCUCUGCCCUUGUCCCUCUAGCAACUCAGACUUCAUCAGAUACUAUUACAGCCACAAUGGGAAAUUUUCCUAUGUCAUAUGUAUCUCUUGGAUAGUGCCUUUGAUGCAGUAUAUGAGGACUGGCAUGAUUUUUCUCUGCAUCCAUUCCUGGGGUGGCGGGGGACCAAUCCUUCACUAGUAUUUUUUCUAUCAUCCUGGUAAUAAUGAGUUAAUAGCAAAUAAUACAUUAUUUCUAUCCAUUGAUCCGAGUGCCCAAUGCUUAGUUAUGGCCACUAGACACAGUUAAAGCUAUGGGAUUUCAUAUCCCAAUCUUAGCUUCUCAAUUCCACUCCUGUUAUAUGUAUUAGGAAGAAGGCUGUUGCUCAGUGGGAGAACAGAUGUUUGGCCUGCAGAAAGCCAAACUCUUUUGAAAGUCUAUGGCUUUGACUCCACAAUACGUUACCUCUUUAAAUACAGUGAUUCUAUUCAGUCUUUAUUGAAAUAGUCAAAAUGCAGGGGUGGGUGGUAUCUACAGAAAAGGAUUGUUUGGAGAUUCUUAAACAUUCCCCAAACUGCUAGCCCUCUCUGAUUUAUGCUGGUCUGUUCUGUUUUCCCAUCUGAUGUCUUAGAUAUACCAUUUGGUAAAGUAAAUCUGUUAAGACAACUGAAUAUGUAGAGAUUUGUAAAGUAUGAUUAGGUGAGGCAAAGGUUAAAAAAAAUACACUGACGGGUCCAUUCCCUCAUGUAGAGAUCCAUCCCUGUAUUUGUUUGGAAUUCCCUUUACAUGUUUAUUUCUAUCCAAAGGUUGCUGUAAUAGUGGCUAUUAGAACAGGCUUAUUUAUAGGCUGCAUAACUUUCAAGGCUUCAGGUGAGUUACAUCAGCAAGAUGUCAACAAAUAUUUUCCAUCCUCAAAUGUUCUCUACAGUCUCUUGGGAAUGUAAAUCAAAAGUUGUUGAAGUCCUUAUGGCAAUGUUCCUCAACUUUGGCCACUUGAAGAUGGGUGGACUUCAACUUCCAUGGCUGGCUGGGGAAUUCUGGGAGUUGAAGUCCACCCAU
Molecule: messenger RNA, 2235 nt
Organism: Python bivittatus (Burmese python)
Lineage: Eukaryota; Metazoa; Chordata; Lepidosauria; Squamata; Pythonidae
Source: RefSeq, a predicted model, not a curated record